This is a messenger RNA of Dermacentor albipictus, 1706 nucleotides long. RefSeq lists its product as uncharacterized. Gene Ontology annotation, cellular component: ribonucleoprotein complex. The record is from RefSeq and is a predicted model, not a curated record. NCBI's taxonomy places the organism in Eukaryota, Metazoa, Arthropoda, Arachnida, Ixodida, Ixodidae. Gene Ontology annotation, molecular function: single-stranded RNA binding. Gene Ontology annotation, biological process: retrotransposition.
AUGACGAGGUUAAAGAGCAACGCCUGGUCGUACGACGACAACGCCGCCAUCGCUAAAUUCCUGGCCCUGAAUGAUCAAGCAUUCGCCGUUAGCGUAUUCGCGGUAUUGGACGUGAAUUCCACCGACAGCACCGCAUCUCAGGACAUAGGCCACAGUGAAGUGACGUCCUCACUCGUCGACAACUGGAUGGCCGUGGGCCUACCGCACAGAACCAACGUUUCGCGCAUCGCCUCGAUGGCCAUCGAGAGGCUCUCCUUCGUGGUUGCAACCACCAACGGUAGAGUCGCGCUGAUGCCCUACGCUUUCUCGUUCCCUUUCUUCGAGCUGCGCGGCACACCGGCCAUGAACGACGCGGGCGUUGGUUUCCAUUUCGCUUACGCGCUCAGCCAGCUGUCCCUCGUUCUUUACAUGGCCGACAGAGAUGGCCCGCUCGAUCGAUUCUACUACUGUACAGGCAUUUCUUACAACAUCGUCACUAGAAGUUCGAAGUGGAUAGUGGCCGCUUUUUCUGCGUUCGCUAAUCAGCCGCUGUUCGAUGCCUUCGUCAACGCGUUGGCCUCGUUGUCCACCAACGACAGCCUGCCAGGACUGCCCGCACUGUCGCACUCUAGGCUACUCUUCGUAUCGCUAUGUUACGCCAAGUGUCAAGGUAGCUGGACAGGAGGACUCAUGGAACCCGAAUGCGGAGACUUCCGGCCGUACGUGGAGGCUUGUACAAAAGUAUUCGCCUGUCCGGACGGAGCACCCAUGAAUCGGGCCAAGAAGUGCAAAAGGGAAGUGUUAGUUUCUACAGUAUGUGAUUGUAUUCAUGUUGUUAAACUUUUGAUGUUAGCAGGCGACAUUGAGUCAAACCCGGGACCAACUGAUACUAAUCCAAAUGCCGAUGUGCUAGCUGCUAUCACUGCCCUGUCUGAAAAAUCGGAUGCCCGUCACAUUGAGUUGAUGGAUACUUUAACACAGCUUAAGGCGAACCGAGUUGAGCUAGAGCAGAAAGUAUGCGACCUUACUAACAGGCUUGCGGCUGUCGAAUCUCAGGUACUGUCGCUGGACAGUGAACGUGUUCCUGCGCUCAACGAUGCCAUAUCCGAAGCAGUUCGUGCGGAGUCAGGUGCAUUAAAUUCACGGCUAGACGAUCUUGAGGAUCGCUCCCGUCGAGAUAACCUGAUUUUUUUCGGUAUCCCGGACACUAGCUCUGAAACAUGGGCAGAAUCUGAAGAACACGUUCGAAAAAUUCUUUCAGAAAAACUGGAUCUAUCUUUUCCCGACGAAGGUAUUCAUCGUGCUCACAGACUGGGCUCGUACGUCUCUGAGAAAUGUCGACCCAUUAUAGUUAAAUUCGGUUCUUCCAAAUUAAGAGACAAGAUUAUAUCGCAACGUACGAAGUUCAAAAAUUCCAAAGUAUCAUUCAGUGAAGACUUCUCUCGCGCCACACGCCAGUCCCGCAAAAAGUUGUCUGAUUUCGGUAAGGCUUCGGGAGAGAAGUAUCUCUUGCGGUUGAACCGAUUGUUCAUCAAGAAAAAGUGUUACGUCUAUUGUUCACCCACCGACCGUGUUUGUGAAGUAGAUAUUGCCGAAAAUCGUUCCAGUGAGAACAGAGGCACAUCUGUUUCGGCUUCCACGAAUACUGUCGGGAGUACCUCGUUCGCCGCUAGUAGUUCAUCGCUGUAGCUAUCUGCUCGCCCGGUGGCUAAACCAAUUUCCUUCCU